This is a messenger RNA of Prunus armeniaca (apricot), 2193 nucleotides long. Lineage: Eukaryota; Viridiplantae; Streptophyta; Magnoliopsida; Rosales; Rosaceae. The record is from the annotation of a GenBank genome assembly.
AUGGCGUCAUCAAGCUCUGGAAGUUCAAUUCCCGCUCUAGAGGCUGUUCAAGUUCUGGUUUCGUCACUCGCUGAUGAAUCCCCCAUGGUCAGAGAGGCCUCCAUAGCCUCGCUCAAGGACAUUGCUGCCCUGAGCCCUCUCUUAGUUCUCGAUUGUUGCUCGGCCAGUUCGCGAGGAGGACGUCGGCGUUUUGGUAACAUGGCUGGGGUUUUCCAAGUGAUGGCAUACGGAGUCAGAGCCUUGGACAAGGACGAAGUGGACCCUCUUUUCAUGUCUAAGAUCGCGAAGAUUGCCACCGCAGAGAUCAUCUCCUCCAAGGAGCUCAAUACAGACUGGCAAAGAGCUGCAUCAGGCCUUCUUGUUUCAAUUGGCUUACAUUUACCAGACCUAAUGAUGGAAGAAAUUUUUCUACAUUUACCUGGGCCAAACUCAGCUUUACCAGCUAUGGUUCAGAUACUAGCAGACUUUGCUUAUGCUGAUGCAUUGCAGUUCACCCCACGAUUGAAAAAUGUGCUUUCACGGGUUCUACCUAUUCUUGGAAGUGUACGAGAUGUCCAUCGACCGAUUUUUGCUAAUGCUUUUAAAUGUUGGUGUCAGGCUGUUUGGCAAUAUAGUCUUGAUAUCCCUUCGCAUUCACUUCUGGAUGGUGACAUCAUGUCAUUUCUGAAUUCUGUUUUUGAGCUUUUGUUGAGAGUUUGGGCGGCUUCACGGGAUCUAAAGGUUCGCAUAUCUUCUGUAGAAGCAUUAGGUCAGAUGGUUGGCCUUAUUACCCGGACACAAUUGAAGGCGGCUUUACCCAGACUUGUCCCCACAAUAUUGGAAUUGUAUAAAAGAGAUCAAGAUGUUGCCUUUUUGGCAACAUGCAGUCUUCACAAUCUCUUACAUGCUUCUUUACUGUCAGAAAGUGGUCCUCCUUUACUUGAUUUUGAGGAGCUCACAGUCAUUCUAUCAACACUCCUGCCGGUGGUUUGCAUCAAUAAUGACAACAAGGAGCAUUCAGAUUUCUCAGUUGGACUGAAGACAUAUAAUGAAGUUCAACGUUGCUUCCUGACAGUUGGUUUGGUAUACCCUGAGGAUUUAUUUGUGUUCCUUAUUAAUAAAUGCAGAUUGAAGGAAGAACCUUUGACGUUUGGUGCGCUAUGUGUUCUAAAACAUCUCUUGCCAAGGCUAUCUGAAGCUUGGCACAAUAAACGGCAUAAUCUUGUUGAAGCUGUACAAUUCUUGCUAGAUGAUCAAGAUUUAGGUGUCCGAAAGGUGCUUUCAGAGUUGAUUGUCGUUAUGGCUUCACAUUGUUACUUAAUUGGUCCGUCUGGGGAGCUGUUUGUGGAAUAUCUUGUGCGUCAUUGUGCUUUAACAGAUAAGGAUAGUAAUGACCUUGAGAGGUCCAAGGAUGCAUCAGGCAACCCAGAUAUUCCUUUCCAAUACAAGAGAUUGGAGGUGAAAAUUGGGACACUUUGUCCAGCAGAGUUAAGGGCAAUCUGUGAAAAAGGCCUUCUUCUGCUGACUAUUACGAUCCCAGAAAUGGAGGCUUAUACUGGUGCAGUUGCUAUGGUAGGACUUCCUCUGCAUCCUCAUAUUAUGCCCCUUUUUGCAUGGAGAUGCAUCUCAGAAUUGUGCAGGCAUAGAUCUAAUAGCAAUACUAUGCUUGCUGAGUGUAAAGCUCGUGCUGAUAUACCAAAUCCCGAGGAGCUUUUUGUUCGCUUGGUGGUGCUUUUGCAUGAUCCUUUAGCGAGGGAGCAGCUGGCGAGCCAGAUUUUGACAGUUCUUUGCUAUCUGGCACCUCUCUUUCCAAAAAAUAUCAACUUGUUUUGGCAAGAUGAGAUUCCAAAAUUAAAGGCAUAUGUUAGUGACACAGAAGAUUUAAGGCAAGAUCCUUGUUAUCAAGAGACUUGGGACGACAUGAUAAUCAAUUUUUUUGCAGAAUCUUUGGAUGUGAUUCAAGAUUCUGACUGGGUGAUACCCCUUGGAAAUGCAAUUACGAAACAGUAUGGACUUUAUACAUCUGAUGACGAACACUCUGCACUUCUUCAUCGCUGCUUUGGUGUGUUUCUUCAAAAAGUGAAUGACAGGGCCUAUGUCCGGGAUAAGAUAGAUUGGGAUCAUUUGUUAUUCAUUCCUUUUGGCCUCCCACAUCCAGGUUGCAGCAUCCCACUUGGACACAGUCCUGGAAAAGCUAAAAGGCAUUCUGGAUAA